This is a messenger RNA of Arthroderma uncinatum, 735 nucleotides long. RefSeq names its product GTP:AMP phosphotransferase mitochondrial. Bases 1 to 735 code for a protein of 244 amino acids. Gene Ontology annotation, molecular function: ATP binding; AMP kinase activity. The transcript is spliced from 2 exons. Gene Ontology annotation, cellular component: mitochondrion; cytoplasm. The record is from RefSeq and is a predicted model, not a curated record. Gene Ontology annotation, biological process: nucleobase-containing compound metabolic process. Lineage: Eukaryota; Fungi; Ascomycota; Eurotiomycetes; Onygenales; Arthrodermataceae.
AUGGCCGGCGCAGCAACUCGACGGCUGAAGAAGGCUGCACGAAUAAUCCUUGUUGGUGCGCCGGGUGUAGGGAAAGGGACACAGACGGAGAGGUUGAUUAGCAGGUACCCACAGCUUGCAUCGAUCAGCUCCGGAGAUCUGUUACGGGAGAACAUCCGCAAAAAGACAGAUAUAGGUCUAAAAGUCCAGUCAACGCUGCUUGCAGGACAACUGGUUCCCGAUGCAACGAUCUUAGACCUGAUAUCCUCCGAACUUACCUCUAAAGGGUGGCUCGAGCCAUCAUCCAAGCGUACAACUUCCGCGCCAUCAACUAAGACAUCACUCAACUCAUCGGCAUCGUUCAUACUCGAUGGGUUUCCACGAACAGCCGUACAAGCAAGCAGCCUAGAAGCUCUUGUUCCGAUAAACCUAGUUGUCCACCUCCACACUCCGCCAGCUAUUAUAUUAUCGAGGAUCUCAUCUCGAUGGGUUCAUCCUGGUUCCGGCCGGGUAUAUAACACGGAGUUCAAUGCCCCAAAGGUACCGGGAAAGGAUGAUAUAACGGGGGAACCCCUCGUGCAGCGAGACGACGAUUCCACGGAGGUUUGGGAGCAGAGAUUUAAGAAAUUCGAAGAGACAAGCAAGCCUUUGUUGGAUCAUUAUGAAGGGAAAGGGUGCGUUUGGCGUGUUGAGGGCAACACCAGUGAUGACAUUAGCCCGAAGCUGUUUGCUGAAAUUGAAAGACGGUUCUGUUGA